Messenger RNA from Indicator indicator, 1209 nucleotides. RefSeq names its product LIM homeobox 5 (gene LHX5). NCBI's taxonomy places the organism in Eukaryota, Metazoa, Chordata, Aves, Piciformes, Indicatoridae. The transcript is spliced from 5 exons. The record is from RefSeq and is a predicted model, not a curated record. Gene Ontology annotation, cellular component: nucleus. Gene Ontology annotation, molecular function: DNA-binding transcription factor activity, RNA polymerase II-specific; RNA polymerase II transcription regulatory region sequence-specific DNA binding. Gene Ontology annotation, biological process: regulation of transcription by RNA polymerase II; neuron differentiation. The coding region runs from base 1 to 1209 and encodes 402 amino acids.
AUGAUGGUGCAUUGUGCGGGCUGCGAGAGGCCGAUUUUGGACAGGUUCCUCCUCAACGUCUUGGACAGGGCAUGGCAUAUCAAAUGCGUCCAGUGCUGCGAGUGCAAGUGCAACCUAACCGAGAAAUGCUUCUCCAGGGAAGGCAAACUCUACUGUAAAAAUGACUUUUUCAGGAGGUUUGGUACCAAAUGCGCUGGCUGUUCCCAAGGGAUUUCUCCCAGCGACCUCGUCCGCAAAGCCCGGAACAAAGUCUUUCACCUGAACUGUUUCACCUGCAUGGUCUGCAACAAGCAGCUCUCCACGGGCGAGGAACUCUAUAUCAUAGACGAAAACAAAUUUGUUUGCAAAGAGGACUAUUUGAACUCUCCCAGUCUGAAGGAAGGCAGCCUCAACUCAGUGUCCUCAUGUACAGACAGGAGUUUGUCCCCGGAUCUCCAGGACCCCAUGCAGGACGACACCAAGGAGACAGACAACUCUACCUCCUCGGACAAGGAGACCACCAACAACGAGAACGAGGAGCAGAACUCGGGCACCAAGAGGAGGGGGCCCCGUACAACCAUUAAAGCUAAGCAGCUGGAGACCCUCAAAGCUGCCUUCGCUGCCACCCCUAAACCCACUCGCCACAUCCGAGAGCAGCUGGCCCAGGAGACCGGCCUCAACAUGAGAGUUAUCCAGGUCUGGUUCCAGAACCGUCGGUCCAAGGAGCGGCGGAUGAAGCAGCUGAGCGCGCUGGGUGCCCGCCGCCACGCCUUCUUCCGCAGCCCGCGCAGGAUGCGGCCCCUCGGCGGCCGCCUCGACGAGUCCGAGAUGCUCGGCUCGACCCCCUACACGUACUACGGAGAUUACCAAGGUGACUACUACGGACCGGGAGGCAACUAUGACUUUUUCCCCCACGGGCCACCCUCCCAAGCCCAAUCCCCGGCCGACUCCAGCUACCUUCAGAACUCAGGACCUGGCUCCACACCCCUGGGACCCUUGGAGCCCCCCCUAAGCGGACACCACUCCUCAGAAAACCAAAGGUACACGGAUAUGAUCUCGCAUCCCGACACCCCCAGCCCUGAGCCGGGGAUGACCGGUUCGCUGCACCCCAUCCCGGGAGAGGUCUUCAGCGGGGGGCCCAGCCCACCCUUCUCCAUGUCCAGCAAUAGCGGCUACAGCGGGGCCCUCUCACACCCCAACCCGGAGCUCAGCGAGGCAGCGGUGUGGUAG